AGAAAGGAAGAGAGAGAAAGGUGGUAUUUCAGAUACCUCAGCGAUGGUUUUUAUUGCUUUCCUCUGAUUUUGAUACGUUCGAGAGCCCCAAAAAAUGGCGGAUAAAACCUUCCAAGUAAAAGCCUUAACUUCAUCUUCAACAGGGUUUUUGCAAAAAUUCUCCAUUCCUUCGCUUUGGCACUGUUUCUUAUGAGAUUACUUUUAUGCAUUUUUGAGUUUUGAGCUCGUUGUCUUCUUCGAUGGUUUUCGUCCAAAACCAGCGAGCAGAUCCUAAAAAAUAAACAAUAAUGGUCCUGGAUAAGGCGAUGGAAGAGGAGUAAUUAUUGUAGAAAGAGAGAGAUAGAGAGCAUUUGAUGGCUAAUUCUGCUUCAGACUCCUACUUACAAGCUGGCUCAUUGGGCAAACAUUUGAGCAGUUCUCUGUUCAGUAUUCCUGGAUUUUUUGCCGGGUUUGGGUCAAGAGGUUCGGUAGACUGUGAUUCACUUAGAAGUCCUACGUCUCCUUUGGAUUUCAGGCUUUUUUCCAAUCUAAGCAACCCAUUUGGUUUUAAAUCCAUAUCAUCAGCUGAAGCUGAAAGUGGUCGUCAAAAUAAGUUUGUUUCUAGUGACAUAGGUCUUGGCAUCAUAAAUUCUAUUGCUGUUGAUAACUGUGGACCGACCAGUGAAGCCCCCGAUUCGAACCCGAGGAAGAAUGUAAUUUUUGGACCACAAAUCAAAACUAAGAUCUUUAAAUCGUCAAGCCAUUAUAUCAAAUCUUUGGGUUCUUCUUGGAAAUAUUAUUCUUUGCCAAGCAAUUAUACAAUCUCGUCACUUUCCAAAACCAAAGUUCCAAGCUCCUCUGGAGCCAUAAAUGGUGACUCUGCCAAUGGAGAAUUUUCUGCUUUAGAAUCUGAACCCUUCGAACAUAAUGCUGGCAGCUUUUCCUCCUCUGCUAUUGUUGACUUGACUCAAACUUCUGAUCCAAGUGCUGAAUUUUUUCCUUUGAUUAACAAUGGCCCUCAAGGGGAAAAGUCAUUGCCCAUCAAAUCCUGUUCCUUGCCAAUAACCAUUGGAAACGAUUCACAUAUAGGCUCUCUUUCUGCUAGAGAAAUAGAACUUUCUGAAGACUAUACUUGCAUUAUUUCUCAUGGUCCAAACCCAAAGACGACGCGCAUUUUUGGUGACUGUAUUUUGGAAUGUCAGAUGGAUGAAAAUGUCGAUUCCGGUAGGACAGAUUCAGAAGAACCUGGGAUCAAAUCAUCUCCGUUGGGAAGUUGCUCAGAAGGUUUGAGCUAUGAAGCUGCUGGGAAUGCGAGUUUGCAAAUCUGUCACUCGUGCAAGAAAGUUUUGAAAGAAGAGCAUGAUAUUCAUUUAUGGAGGGAUGGCAAGGCUUUCUGCAGUUCUCGAUGCAGCUCUCAGGAGAUUAUCGCAGAAGAUAAAAUCGAGAAGGGUUUGGAAGAUGGCAGCGAUAGCUCUGCAGCGUCGAGCUACCAUGAAGAUCUCUUCAUCAUGGGUCUCCCCUUUGCUUUAUGACAAUGAGUUAUAGUUUGUUUUCGCACCCUCCCACAGACGUAUUCAAUGAGGCGAAACGACAGGAAGAGGAGGAUCAUCUGUUUAGCAAGAGCUGUCUGUGUAAAUCAAUGAGUCUGCAGCCAUGGAUGAUCGCAGAGCUUACAGUUUGAAUUUAUUUUUUUAUCCAUUUUGUGGUUUCAUGGUGUUGGCGAGAAAGAUGAGAGUUUUUGGUUGUUUAUUGAAGAUUUUGAUCCGAUUUGGUUAAUCCUGGAGAUCAUUUUGGUGUUGUAUCUCAAAGGCUUUUUUGUUAAGUAGAAUAAAAGAUUGUUUUGAAGAGAUGUUUAA
Messenger RNA from Cucurbita maxima (winter squash), 1835 nucleotides. RefSeq lists its product as uncharacterized. Bases 354 to 1511 code for a protein of 385 amino acids. The record is from RefSeq and is a predicted model, not a curated record. Lineage: Eukaryota; Viridiplantae; Streptophyta; Magnoliopsida; Cucurbitales; Cucurbitaceae. The transcript has 3 exons.